Molecule: messenger RNA, 1208 nt
Organism: Nicotiana tabacum (common tobacco)
Lineage: Eukaryota; Viridiplantae; Streptophyta; Magnoliopsida; Solanales; Solanaceae
Product: PR5-like receptor kinase
Biological process (GO): protein phosphorylation
Molecular function (GO): ATP binding; protein kinase activity
Source: RefSeq, a predicted model, not a curated record
UGCACUUGACACACUUGACAUAUUACCGUUAACUAUUUGCAGGUGUCUCAGUUAGUAUCAUAGGGAUGAUCCUACUAUCAGUUUCAGCGAUCUAUUACCUCAGAAGUCGACGGUCGAAUUGUAAGCCACUGAUUUGCUGGAAGAGCGAAUCAGAAGAUCAUAAAAUUGAAGAAUUCAUGAGAAGCUACGGAUCUCAUGCUCCAAAGUUGUACAACUAUUUGGAUUUAAAGAAAAUAACAAAUUCAUUCAGCCACAAAAUAGGACAGGGAGGCUUUGGUCAAGUAUACAAAGGAGAGCUACCCGAUGGUCGAGCGGUAGCUGUAAAGGUGCUGACAGAAACUAAUGGUGACGGAGAAGAAUACAUAAAUGAAGUUGCCAGUAUAAGUAGAACUUCCCAUGUUAACAUAGUAGGGCUUUUGGGAUUUUGUUACCAAAGGAAUAAGAGAGCCUUAAUCUAUGAAUAUGUGUCCAAUGGUUCAUUGGAUAAAUUCCUCAACAAUGGACCAUCUGGCACAACUUGUCCCUUGGAAUGGACAACAUUGUACAGGAUUGCAGUUGGCAUUGCUCGAGGUUUGGAAUAUUUACAUCGAGGUUGUAACACAAGAAUAGUGCACUUUGACAUAAAACCUCAUAACAUUCUUUUGGACCAGGAUUUCUGCCCUAAAAUAUCUGAUUUUGGCCUUUCUAAAUUGUGUGAGAGAAAGGAGAGUAUCCUAUCAAUGUUGGGUGCCAGGGGAACGGUUGGAUAUAUUGCUCCAGAAGUGUGCUCUAGAGCGUUUGGAAAUGUCUCUCAUAAAUCAGAUGUUUAUAGCUACGGAAUGCUGGUUCUUGAGAUGGUUGGAGUGAGAAACAAUGUUAAAGUGAGCCAAACUAGUGAAGUAUACUUUCCAGAUUGGAUCUACGAACAUCUCGAUCUGGGGAAGGACCUAGGUCUAGAAGGUAUUAUGAACGGAGCAGAUGAAGAAAUGGCAAGGAAGAUGAUGUUAGUUGGCUUGUGGUGCAUUCAGAUUAAGCCGUCAGAUCGACCAGCAAUUGAGAAGGCAGCAGAAAUGCUGGAGGGAAGCCUUCACUCCCUACAAAUUCCACCACAACCUGUCUUAUUUUCUUCAACAAAUUCCAUCCCAGAGUCGUUUGCCUCCACAUCCACAUCCACAACAGCCUAUGGAAAGGAGGCUUCAGUUCUGGAGCCAAAUAUCCCUUUCGAGUAA